AUGAAGUUCCUCAACAUCGGCCUCAUCGCCAUCUCCUCCCUCUUCGCCACCUCCCUCGCGGCUCCCGCUGUCCACGGCCUACCCACUGAGGUCACCGAUGUGACCGACGCCGCCAAGGUCCCCGUUGUCCACAUCCCCAUCGCCCCUAACACCGACGUCCUCGACAAGCGCACCGAGGUCAUCUACACCAAGGUCCAGUACACUAUUGUCGAAGUCAAGAAGCACUGCUCCACCAUCAACUCCACCGUCGACGGCGUCGCCGGCGGCCAGGUCGCCCAGAAAAAGGCCGACAUCAUCAAGCUCGUCAAGAGCGAGGUCACCAUCAUCAUCAGCCUGAUCCACACCCUCGUCGGCGACCUUGUCGAGCUCCUCGGCGAGACCGUCGAGAUCGUCGGCGAGGAGAAGGAGCAAAUCAUCUCCGUGGUCCUUGAGCUCGUCUUUGAGAUUAUCUACUGCCUGAAGCACGUCAUCAAGGUCCUUGGCAUCAGCAUCUUUGAGCUCCUUGGCUCCAUCGUUUUCGUCCUCCUUACCGUCGUCUUCCACCUCCUCUGCACCCUCAACGGCCUGGUUGAGGGUCUUUUGGAGCUUGUCUGCUCUGUCCUCGGCGGUGUCAUUGGCCUUCUCCUCGAGGUCCUCUCCGGCCUCCUGCCCAUCGUCCUGGGCCUUGUCGGAGGCAUUCUCAAGGCUAUCGAUCUCGGCGGUCUUCUCUGCAGCGUCGGCAACAUCCUCUAA
This is a messenger RNA of Colletotrichum orchidophilum, 732 nucleotides long. RefSeq lists its product as uncharacterized. The transcript is spliced from 2 exons. NCBI's taxonomy places the organism in Eukaryota, Fungi, Ascomycota, Sordariomycetes, Glomerellales, Glomerellaceae. The coding region runs from base 1 to 732 and encodes 243 amino acids. The record is from RefSeq and is a predicted model, not a curated record.